This is a messenger RNA of Lottia gigantea (owl limpet), 2055 nucleotides long. RefSeq lists its product as hypothetical. The record is from RefSeq and is a predicted model, not a curated record. The transcript has 2 exons. The coding region runs from base 1 to 2055 and encodes 684 amino acids. Lineage: Eukaryota; Metazoa; Mollusca; Gastropoda; Lottiidae.
AUGGAAAGUUUACUUCGAACCUAUCGAACUAGUUUUAACCCAAUGACUAAUGGGUUUGUGUGUUACUUGCAUUCUCUUUUAGGGGUGCACAAUAAGUACGAAUGUGCUGCUAAGGAGGUUCUUUACCUAGCCGAAUCCAAUGGUGUAACCUAUACCGAUAGCGUGGCAAAUCUUGCUCAUCGUAUAAGAGGUGUAUGUGUGACAGUCAAUUCUCUCGCCAAGGUUAACUUCGAUAUGAACAAACUUCAGGUUUUCUUAAAUUUGGAAUUUGAAUUACACGCACCUCAAGCUUUAGUUCCCACGAAAGGUAAAUCAACUCUGAUUUCGAAGACGUUAUGUACGAAACUUUCUCUUAUAGAAGUGAACAUUAGACUUACUAAAGUGAAUAAUCGUUUGUCUAAAAAUGAGAAACGAUUACGUAUAAAAUUAACACAAGCACAACGCACAAAUGUAGCGAAUAAUAAGGAGGUCAAUCUCUUGCGUACGUCUUUAAAUAUACGACCUUCUAAUUCUCAAACAUUCUUCUAUAAAAACAAGGUGGAAGAACUAAAUAAAUCAUUGGAUCAACAAGAAAAGCGUCACAAUGUAGCACUAAGGGUUUCAGACAAGCGUCACGAGUUGAAAAUUGCGGCCAUGUCAAGAGAAAUGACGAAACUUAAAGAACAAUUACAUAUGGCAUAUGUGAGACGAAUAGAAUUACUAGAAAAGGGUAUAAUAGAUAUUGAUAAUUCAGCAGAUCAGAUCGAAUUUUCAGAGAUCAGUAAAAAUUCAUCUCUAUGGAAUAUCAGAAGAAAACAUGCGACAUCAGUAUCAAAUAUUACUUCAGAUUGUAUCCCCGAAAGCACUGUUACCACAUCAAUCUGUCCGGGUACUGGAAAUGUCGCUAUGCCUUCUCUUAAAUCUAUUAAUACUCAAAGUACUUUCCACAUACCAACUCAACACACGGGUAGCAAUCCGGAUAGUUCCUCCUCUCACAACUCUGACGACAUCACGGAUACUACUAAAUGUAGCAUGCAAUUGUCAACUAAUGAGUCAAGUGGAAACUACAAUCCACCAACAGCGUAUGGGGAACAUAAUAUGAAGGUAAAACUAGAAAAUGAGGAUGAUUUCAAAAUUAAAGUCGAUCCACUGGAUAACUUCGAAUACGAAACAGCGAUAGAAUCGGGAGUUGCUACGAUGUCGGAUUCUUGGAACUAUUUUGACGAACCCGAAUCCCACUCCGUUAAUCCUGCAGAUACACUUCUGAAACCUGAUGAAAUCAAGAAGGAAAAUGAUAUUGAGGUUACUGGUGAACCUGAUAAUAGAAUCCUUACUCCAGAUGAAAUAAAGAAAGAAAGAGACGAGGUUGCUAUCUCCGAGGAAACGGAUUGUAGCCAAGACUCUUUUGAUGCAUCACAUCAUGGCGAUGCAAGAUCACCUGCGAAUGUCGAAAGAUUGAAUCUGAUAUCAUCUCCCAAUCUUGCCAACCAAGUACGUCCAAAUUUUACAUUCACAACACAAAACCCUGAGCCCGUGAGUCUGGCCACAUUAGAUUUUUCGAAAACUAAAGUGCCUAGAGUCCCUGCAAAAAAAGGUCGACCUCGUAAGGCUUAUAGUCUGUUGAACAAUCCACAUAGUGAAUCAGAUCCCACAGGUUCUAGUUCUGUAGAAGGAAAACCUUCUAGUACUGAAGGCGAACAAUUCUCCAAAGACUCCACUCACGCAAUUGACAUUAGCAAUACUGUCGAAAAUUCGUCUGAAUCGCAAUCAUCAUCAAACAGGAAGAGACCAACGCCCGUGGCUCUCUACUCUUCAGGGAGCUUCCAAGACAUCAUCCGAAAAAAGUUAUCUAGUGGUUGCACGACUGUUAGAAUUAAGACAAAGAGGAAACACCCGGAAGAUGAUAGUUCUACUUUUGUAGUAAAGAAAAAAAACGAAAAUUCGGAACCACAAUUUCGAUUUAUAUCAGUUAAAAACAUUGCAGAUUUGAAUCGUGAUGAUGUGAGAGGUUUCCGGAUGGGUGGUGGCUUUUUUAUAACUGGUGAUGCAUUUGGUAUUCCGAACCAAUAUAUCUGA